AAUAUUGUUAUUUUAUUAUCUAGACCUGUAACCAUAACCUAAAAAUACGAUAUUUAUUUAAUUGAUCAUGUUUUUAACACUAAAAUUGUUAGCUAACAGACAUCCCUCAUUCAUCGCUCGCACAGUCUUCGUUAAAAACAACAACGUUGAUGAUGCAUGCAGACUGGUUAAUAGGAUUUUAGGAAAAGAAGGCAUCUUGGAACAGUAUCGGCUUACUAGAUAUUAUGAAAAACCUUUUCAGACCAGGCGACGAGUAAAUCACGAAAAGUGCAAAGCUAUCUACAAUGAAGACAUGGAAAGAAAAAUUCAAUUUGUACUGCGUAAGAACCGUCAUGAACCAUUCCCAGGAUGCCACUAAAAUGUAGAUAAAACGUAGUUUGUAAAUGUAUUAUAUUAACAUAGAUAUGAAUAAAAGAUUGAAAAUUUA
Vanessa atalanta (red admiral) is the source of this 427-nucleotide messenger RNA. It is a transcript of the gene mRpS21, whose product is annotated as 28S ribosomal protein S21, mitochondrial. Gene Ontology annotation, cellular component: ribosome. The coding region runs from base 68 to 358 and encodes 96 amino acids. The record is from RefSeq and is a predicted model, not a curated record. NCBI's taxonomy places the organism in Eukaryota, Metazoa, Arthropoda, Insecta, Lepidoptera, Nymphalidae. Gene Ontology annotation, biological process: translation. The transcript has 2 exons. Gene Ontology annotation, molecular function: structural constituent of ribosome.